ACUCACUUCUUCCAAAAGCUUUUGGCAACACAACUGAUCAUCUUCAUCAAAACAAAACAAAAAAUGAGAAGGAAAAUUUGCCCACAUGGUGAUGAGAAUGUGAAGAAGAAAAAUUAUUAUAGGGUGUGUAACAAGCUAGAGAGAAAGAAAGCCAGGAUACACACAAAUAUACAUAUUUGAUAUCAAAUCUCAAUCAUGCCAGUGGCCAUAACCCAAUGUUCACAGAGGCUAGGAGGCCUCAUAUUUGAACUAGGCCUAAAUUUCGUUAUCUUUUUAGGGAUGGUGAUUGCAUGCAAUGCUUUGCAUUACAUACUAAGGCCUUUUUCACAACCUCGCAUUGCUACUGACAUAAUUGUAGGACUAAUUCUGGGCAAUGUAUCAUUUUUACGUGGCCCAUAUGACAAGUUCAACAAAACCUUUGGAUUUAUCAUUGAUUUUGGCAUGGUGUGUUACAUGUUUGCUUUGGGUAUAGAAAUGGAUCCUUACAUACUCCUUAAAAGACCAACAAAGGAUGCACAAGUUUCUUUUGCAGGAAUCAUCACCACAUUCUUCCUUGCAUGUUUCACAUCCCCCCUUCUCUAUUACUUCUCAGAUCAACACGGUAUACAAUUCACCCUGGCCUUCUCAACUCUCCUCUCUAGUACAGCGUCACCGGUUCUCACACGCCUAAUAACACGCCUCAAGAUAGGGAAAUCAGAUAUCGGGAAGCUUGUCAUAGGAGCAGGGAUGUACUCAGAUUUUAUAUGCUCUUUUCUUCUCUCAGUUGGCUACAUUUCCAUGCCAUUGGACACAAUGUGCACUCCUUAUGCAGAGAAGAAUCGCAUUCAGAAGUCAAUCAAAAUGGGGCUUGCUGUUCUUUUUCAGACUGUGUUCACAGCGCUGGUGUCACCAAUAUUCAUCAACUGGGUUAACAAUGAGAACCCUGAAGGGAAACCCAUGAAAGGUUCACACUUGGUGCUGUCAAUUGCCUUUAUGGUCAUGAUUUGUGCCUCCUCAACUCUAUACGCUUACACUCCAAUUCUAAGUGCAUUCAUGACAGGGAUAUGGUUUCCCAGGGAGGGAAGAGUUUCCAAAUGGGUUAUCAGCAAAAUUAACUACAUGCUAACCACCCUUUUCUUUCCCAUAUUUUUCUUGUGGAUGGGGUAUGCAGCUGAUUUCAGGCAGUUCCAUCCUGGAGAAAAGGACACAUGGAUAAGAUUGUUUGCAUCCAUUGGAAUAGUAAUAGGAGGUAAAGUUGUUGGAACAGUUGUUUAUGGGGCUAUUCUUGGCUUUCACUGGCCUGAAUCAAUUGCAAUAGGAUUGCUUCUCACCAUCAAGGGACAUUUUCAUAUCUACAUGGCUAUCAAAGUGAUUGGUUGUGGCACCAGCACUUCUUCCGGCAUUGGAUUGAUUAUUGCAAUAUUUUUCACAGUUGUGCAUGCCCCCAGUGUUGUGGCACACAUCAUCAAACGUGCCAGGAAAAGGGCACCUACUCACCGCAUGGCCCUCCAAUUGCUUGAUCCAUCAAGUGAGCUAAGGAUACUCCUGUGUCUUCAUGGACUUGAAAACGUUCCUGCUUCCAUCAACUUAAUGGAGAUCUCAAGAGGGAUAGCAGACCCUGGCAUUCUGGUUUACGUCACAGAAAUGAUUGAACUAACUGAUCAAUUAACAGCCACAGCAGAGAAGGGUGAAGGAGUAGAAGCAACAACUGUAAAAGACAAGGCAGUCAUUGACAUGAGGGACCAAAUAACAAGCUUAUUUCAAGCCUAUGUUGAUGAGGAUGGUGAUGGAAUCACACUCAAAAGAACAGUGGCAGUGUCAACAAUCAAUAACAUGGCACAGGACAUCUGCAAUUUGGCAGAGGAUUUGAUGAUGGCCCUCAUCAUAUUACCCUUCCACCGGACCCAGCGCCAAGAUGGAAAACUGGAUGGUGGCCAUCAAGGUUUCCGAUACGUGAACCGAAAGUUAUUGAGGAAUGCUCCUUGUUCCGUGGGGAUUCUAGUGAACAGAGGCUUAGGAUCCAUUUCAAAGAUAUCAAGAUCUCAGGUACCGCUCAAUGUGGCAACAAUAUUCAUAGGUGGCAAAGAUGACAGAGAAGCACUUGUUUAUGCCAGUCGAGUAGCGCAGCACCCGGGAGUGAAGCUUACAGUUAUAAGAUUCCUGGUAGAUACCAGUGCAGAAUCAUCAAGAAUAGCAGCUUACAGGGUUACCCUACCAGAAGAGGAUGAGUCGGGGCUGGAUGAUGAAUGCUUUGCACAGUUCUAUGAGAGACAUGUAGUUGGAGGUCGAAUUUCCUAUACAGAGAAACAUCUUGCUAAUGCAGCUGAGACCUUCACUACUCUUAGAUCAUUUGAAGGACAAUACUCACUGGUCAUUGUAGGAAGAGAAGGUGGGGUGAAUUCUAUAUUGACAAAGGGUAUGAAUGACUGGCAACAGUGUCCAGAACUGGGACCAAUAGGGGAUGUUCUAUCAGGACCAGAUUUCUCAAAGACUGUCUCAGUGUUAAUAAUACAACAACACAAAAUUAAAGGAGAACUAGAUGGGCUUGAUGAUGAGUUCUCCAUCAUGUAGGAGUGUAGAUGGAUAGGUAGAGUAGAUGUAGAUACUAAUUUGUAGCAAGGAAACAGAAAAUUGCUAGAACUGCUUUGUGCAAAUUGUAAAGAUAAAUGAAAUUUGACACAAUUCUUAUCAUGCUGACUUCAACUAAGAAUGAG
Molecule: messenger RNA, 2693 nt
Organism: Lotus japonicus
Lineage: Eukaryota; Viridiplantae; Streptophyta; Magnoliopsida; Fabales; Fabaceae
Product: cation/H(+) antiporter 28
Exons: 4
Coding region: 196-2550 (784 amino acids)
Biological process (GO): regulation of pH; proton transmembrane transport
Cellular component (GO): endomembrane system; membrane
Molecular function (GO): antiporter activity
Source: RefSeq, a predicted model, not a curated record